AUGGCGCAAUAUUUCUUUGAUCUUCUCUACAACUUCACCGAUUGCAUGUGCUGUUUUCCCAGCACGCUGCAAUUAAAGAUCAACAAUCGUAGCUUCAAAUUGCUCCGACUCCUCGGUGAAGGUGGUUUCUCCUAUGUCUACCUCGUUCAAGACAAAUCGACCUCGGAACUGUUUGCGCUGAAGAAGAUCCGGUGUCCCUUCGGUCAGGAGUCCGUUUCACAGGCGUUGAAGGAAGUGGAGGCCUACAAUCUGUUCACCACGCAGAACAACAUCAUUCAUUCCAUUGACCAUUGUGUAUCCACCGAAUCCGGGUCGAAAUUCCGCGCCGAUGGCGGCGAUGCAGGGUCGAAGACGGUCUACAUCCUCCUACCAUACUACCAACGGGGCAACCUCCAAGAUGCCAUCAAUGCGAACCUCGUCAACCAUUCCCGCUUCCCGGAGAAGCGUUUGAUGGUGCUAAUGCUCGGAGUUGCCAAUGCGCUCCGAGCGAUGCACCUGUACCGUGUGAAAAGUGGUACGGGUCCUACACGCAAGGCUAAAGCUGUGAGGAGAGAGGGUGCAGAGGCAGACGCGGACACAGCUAUGCGGAUGCCGAAACCGAAGCGACGCACCAGCCAGAAUGUGGAUGAAGAAGAGGAGAAUGAGCCAUUGAUGGAUGAUGAGGUCACAAUAAGUCAGGAGGGCGUGCAAGACGGCGAUCUUCGCCCGUAUGCCCACCGGGAUAUUAAGCCCGCGCCCAGCCCCAUUGCCAUCACCUCCCGGUCGCUCGCCCUGGCCGUCCAAGACACCGCUGCGGAACACAGCACGAUGCCGUAUCGGGCACCCGAACUCUUCGAUGUCAAGACGGGUUCGAUCAUCGACACAAAGGUGGAUAUCUGGUCAUUAGGAUGUACGCUCUACGCCUGUCUAGUGGGCAAGAGCCCCUUUGAAGCCCGCAGCGAAGAGACAGGUGGCAGCUUGAGCAUGUGUGUGUUGGGUGGUGAUUGGCGGUUCCCCGACGAGAAAUCGAGUGCUACCAAGGGCAAGGGCAAGGCCGGUGGCGAUGAUAGCCGCAAAGAUAAUACGAUGCAGAUCAGUGCGCCCGUAAAGGAGGUGGUCCGCAAGUGCCUGCAGGUGGAGCCUGCAGACCGGCCUGAUAUUGAUGAGCUGAUUCAAAUCCUGAAGGACGUUAUCAAGGACCUUCCCGAGGAGGAUGACAUUGCCAGCCUCGAUCGGACUGCUAUUCCGGGCACCGUGACGCUGGUGGACUUGGAGCAUGUCCUUGCCACCCGUCAUGCGGAUCGCGGCGACAGUGACAUCGUUCUCAUUCCGGAACCGUCCAAUGAUCCCGAUGAUCCCUUGAAUUGGGCCCCCUGGAGGAAGACCUUGUCUACCAUCUGUCUAUCCGAAGCAACAGGUGUCUCGGUUGAUACUCUCAAUCAGGGAACCGGGUAUAUGUUUUUGUUCGCUGGAUGGGGGCUUUUGUUUUGGCAGCCACUGGCGCUGCAGUAUGGCAAGCGUCUGACAUACAUCCUUUCUUUGGUUGGCAUUCUGGGCACCUCAGUGUGGGGUCCCUAUAUCCACACCAACGGCCAGUGGAUUGCGCGCAGUAUCCUUUCGGGGUUCUUCACGGCUCCCAUUGAAGCUCUCCCAGAAGUAACCGUGACUGAUGUGUACUUCACCCAUGAGCGGGGAACAUACAUGGCGUUAUAUGCAUUCUUCCUUGCAGGCAGCAACUACUUUGCACCAGUCAUCUGCGGCUUCAUCGCCGAGUACCAAGGCUGGCAAUGGGUGUUCUACUGGCCCAGCAUUUUCUGCGCCUUUGCAAUUGUCUUCUUGUUUUUCUUCAUGGAAGAGACGAACUACGUGCGCGAGAAGGCGCCAGUCGCGGAGGUCACUUCGACGGAAGCUUCUUCGCGCACGUCCGAGCAGGGCGACAAGGAGAAACGUCCUGCUGAUGUGGCACAACAGAGUGACACAGAAUGCGGGGUGAUGUAUCAGAGGAAGACGUAUCUGCAGAAACUCUCGCUUGUAGGGCCCAGGCUGCCGAGGAACAAUAUGUUCCGGCGGUUCUACCACACAUUGUACUAUCUGAGCUGGCCGGUGGUAUUCUACGCGGGAUUCUCGUACGGAUCAUACCUUAUAUGGUUCAAUGUGUUGAACGGAACAGCUUCUAUUAUUUUGGGCGGCGCGCCUUAUAAUUUCAGCUCUGCAAUGGUCGGACUCAGCUAUGUAUCCUGCAUUCUGGGUACAUUACUAGCCUCUCUCUUCACCGGCCGCUUCAGCGACUGGCUCACGGUCCGACUCGCGCGACGCAACAACGGAGUCAUGGAAGCCGAACAGCGCCUGUGGCCCUUUGCCAUCUGCCUUAUCCUCGUGCCAGGAUCUCUCUUGCUCUGGGGCGUGGGAGCGGCGCACCAAGUGCAUUGGUUCGGACUGAUCGUAGCGAUGUGUCUGCUGGCGUUGGCGAACACGUGCGGCAUCACGCUGAGCGUCAACUACCUGGUCGACAGCUACCGGGAGCUGAGCGGGGAUGCGAUGGCGAGUGUGAUAUUGGUUCGGAACACCAUGUCGUUCGCCAUGGGCUAUGGAAUAACACCGUGGGUAAACCACCUCGGAUACCAGAACUGUUUUAUAUCCGCUGCAUUCGUGGGCAUGGUAUGCGCAGCAGUGUUCCUGGUGAUGAUCAAAUGGGGGAAGACGUUUCGAAUGCAGAGUCGCGAGAAGUAUUGGAGAAUCGUGGAGGAGAAUUGGACGAGGGGAAUGGGCCAUUAG
This is a messenger RNA of Aspergillus welwitschiae, 2754 nucleotides long. RefSeq names its product MFS general substrate transporter. The transcript is spliced from 12 exons. Gene Ontology annotation, molecular function: transmembrane transporter activity; ATP binding; protein kinase activity. Gene Ontology annotation, biological process: transmembrane transport; protein phosphorylation. Bases 1 to 2754 code for a protein of 917 amino acids. The record is from RefSeq and is a predicted model, not a curated record. Lineage: Eukaryota; Fungi; Ascomycota; Eurotiomycetes; Eurotiales; Aspergillaceae.